Lottia gigantea (owl limpet) is the source of this 2679-nucleotide messenger RNA. RefSeq lists its product as hypothetical. The record is from RefSeq and is a predicted model, not a curated record. Lineage: Eukaryota; Metazoa; Mollusca; Gastropoda; Lottiidae. Bases 406 to 2025 code for a protein of 539 amino acids. The transcript is spliced from 9 exons.
AAGAAUACAUGAUAAUUCAUUAGAAAAAACAAUUAAUCAAAUAUUUUGCUUAAUUUGACACUGAAAAAUAAGGAAACCCAUCUUUAAAGGUUACAAAUUUGUUCUGUGCGGAGGGGACAGCAUUUAAACAGUCUGAUGGCAACUAACUGUACACCUUGGCUGUUAUGACCAAGUUGAUUUUAAACCCUUCGAUAAGCUAAUCUAAUUGUGGAUUAACGAAUAUCCGACUUUAUUAACAUGAUUAGGGAUUGUUCAGAUUAUGAGAUACUACAGGAUUAGCAAUGUCGUAGCAACUGGUUACUAUAGAACCAACCUCGUUGAUUUAGCCUAUAAACAUAAACCUAAAAUUCGGUAGCUGGAUAUUUUAGUUGUGAUCAAUUGAAGAAGACAGGUGUAGAAGUUUCAAUGAUGGAAUAUUUAUAUGUCAUCCUUCUAUUGAUAUGUUGGACUUUGAAAGGCGAAGCAGCAUGUACAUUUCCUUCUGAUAUGAUAGAUUCUUGGGAGACCAGCAGCAUGGGAACAUUGACUUUUAUCAGUGAUUCUCAAGUCAGCAUACCAGAUGUACUAGGUACAACUCGGACGUUUAAUUGUCAUGUUAAAACAGGAUCCCAAUAUGUUCUAAGAUCAGUAGAUGUGGUGAAUACUGUAUUUGGAACAGAUCUGUAUGGAGCCACCUGUUUUGAGUUCACUGCAGUUACGACUUCUGUAAAAUAUAAAUAUUUCCACGCAACUCAAAAAUCGGGAACAUCUCCUUUCCAAAGAUUUAAAUAUCCACCAUCAACUACUGAUAGUACAGCCGCAAAUACGUGUGAUGAAACUGCUGCUAGUGUUGGGACACAUGAUUUCAUGAUAAAGAACGAUUCCAUCUCAUCAGCUGUUACAAGAUGUCCAGAUGCUAUUUUAGGUAUCUAUACCUCUACUGUUGAUGGACAAUGCUCAUCCAAUACAACAUUAAACGUUUGUUCAAAUAAGGAAAAAUUAUCCUUUGAUACCACUUACUGUACCAAUAAUGUUGCUUAUUCAAGUGGCGGUGAUUUGAGUUGUGUAUACUCGGUUGUUGACAAUGGAAAUACAUUUCUUACAUUAUAUAAUAAUGACAUCACAACUGAUGAGUCUAACACUUACAAAUUUACGUGCAUGAUGAUGGCAAUAAAUGGAACCAACAAUAUCGUACAAGCAACUCAAAGUCCCCAACAUUGCCUGGCUGCACAAACGAUUGACACUUCUGCUGGGACAGUCGUUGCAAUGGAUUUCGAAACCAACGUUACCUGUGUUUACGAUACCACCACUGCUGGGCCUACGACAACUUCCGCCUCACCACAAAAUGAAUCACAAAUAGGUUCCGCAUCAGUAGCAGCAGGAGCAUCUAUUGCCGUACUUGCGAUUAUUGUGUUGGUAGUACUGCUCCUGUUCUUCCUCGUAUUUAGAAAGGGUGCGCCAUACCCGGCUAAAAAUUGUGGAAAAUGUAGUGAAUCUCCAGCAUGUAGCCGCUUUCUCGAUUGCUUGUCUUGUCAAUGCUGUUGUCCAAAACGAGGAGGUAAGGUCCAGCCUGAUGCAGAAUCUGUCCUUACAACAGAAGAGAUCGGUGUUACAGCUAAUGACGAUUCCACUCAACAAGUCACUGGUAAUGGACGUGAAGUUGAAGUUAUCCCUGCUCCCGCACCACCACCAACCAAAUCUCUUGAAGAGAUUACUGCUGAUAUUAAGCCCAAGACUCUUGCCCCAAUAGAGCAAGAAAGGUCCCACAAUAACGUCGAAGAUGCUGAUAUUAAACUUCCAACGAAAUUACCACCAAUUGAUAGUCCAAGAAGCGUCCAAACAAAGGAAGUCAAAUCAGCACCAGAGACAAAGAAGAUAGAAGAAGUUUCAGAAGAACAUUCAACAGAAAAGGUUGCAUCAACAGCACCAGCUGAAGUAUCGAACGAGAAUGAGAAGACUGAAAACUACAACAAAACCGAAGAAAAUGAGGAAGUAAAAACAGAUGGUGCCACAACACAUUCUGCUCCGGCUGAAGAGAAUUCAUAAUCGCCGUACAUUACAAACUUGGAUUCUUUUAUUUAUACCAAAAUUUUUUGUCACCAAGUGCAUUUCGAACUGAAAAGUGUGAUUUAUUUAUUGUACAUAUAAUUUGUUGAUAAGAUUUGAUCAUUUUAUGAUGUUAUUUUCAUGGAAUAUCUGUAUAUAUACAUCCAUUAUAUAAUUUAUGUACCAAUUCAUAAGAAUUUGUCUAACUAAUAAUCAGCAAUAUUUCAGGACAGGAAUCACAGAUCACAGAUUGUAACAUAAUUUAUUUCAUUUAACAAAACGAUAAAAUAGCUCAAAGUAAAAAUACGUACCCAUGUUCGUUCAAGAUGUCCUUUUCUGAUCAAGUAUAUUGCUGGCUAGUAGAAACCUGCCUAAGAAACGCUGUUGUUAGUAAGAAACGCCGUUGUUAGUACAUUUGACAAGUCCCCAUUUUGAAAGUGGACCAGGUCUUCUAUAUUGGUAAUUAAUCAAACCUUGUACAAUCGUUGCAUUCAAUGGUGAAUUGUGCUUAAUUUUUCAUCACUUCCGAUGCUAAGAAAUAACCCGAUCCAAAACUAAUUGUUCACGAUAGAAAUUGUUAAUAGUCAUGUAUAUAGUAUAGUACAUUGUAUAUUGUUAUUAUGGUAAAUAAAUAAUUGUGAUUUUUCUGAGGAU